AUGUCCAAAACGUUUUACACUCAAUUUUUAAGUAAUUUUUCUCAGUUGUUUGAAAGUGGUAAAAGCUUUGAUCUCCUUUUAUAUGCAGGCAGUGAACGAGAUAGUAAUAGAAAGGAAUUCAAAGUACAUACACAAAUACUGUGCGCCCAAUCAGCUUAUUUCCAAGCUGCACUAUCAAAAGAGUGGCUCAAAAAGGCAGGUGAUUAUUAUGUUUUUGAAAAAGCAAACAUUGAGGCCGAUGUGUUUGAAAUUAUUCUAAGAUAUCUAUAUACAGGAGAGGUGAAUAUAGAAAAGUGUGACGGAUUUCAGAUUGUUAAAUUACUAGUUGCAUCGGACGAACUGGGUUUGGUUGAUCUACUCCAAUUCGCGCAGAGUUAUCUUAUUGAAUCGAGACAAUCAUUCAACGUUGAUCAACUAGUCCGGAUUCUCAAAUUAAUUUUCCGACUGGAAUCAUGCAAAACGCUCAGACAGUUGUGCCUUGAUGCAUUUUGCAACGACCACGCAAAGCUGUUCGGUUCUGACGAUUAUUUGACAUUGGAAGAAGACAUAUUUAUCCAGAUACUGCGAAAUGAGAACUUGCGUAUGAAAGAAGUUGACUUGUGGAAAUAUGUCUUGAAAUGGGGCAUAAGCAGACAUCCAGAGCUGAAAAACUCACCGGCUGAAUGGUCGACAGAAGGCGUAAAUCGAAUGAAAAAGACAUUGGCGCCGUUAAUUGAAUGCAUUCGAUUCUUUGCAAUGUCCGCCGAGGAAUAUUAUGACGAAGUUAGGCCAUACAAAAAAUUAUUUUCUAAAAAGCUAAGGGAAGAAAUGUUGCAAUUUAUCAUGCUACCAUCCAGGAAACCAAGCGAUAUCAUGACUCGAACCAGAUUGUUAAACUCGACAUUGAUUAGUUGUUCUAUUGCAGCUCUCAUUGCCGGAUGGAUUGAUUCAAAGAUAAAAACCACUUCAUAUGACGAGAUUCCCUAUGAGUUUACACUUAUCUACCGGGCGAGUCGUGAUGGAUUUAAUGAUCAAAAAUUCCGUAGCAUGUGUUCCAACAAAGGUCCGACAGUUGUUAUUGCGAAAGUAUUGAAUCAGCCGUAUAUAUUUGGUGGCUAUAAUCCUUCGUCUUGGGUCGGUUAUAAUUUAGUUAGCGCUCAAUGUUGCAAUCGUGGUACCAAUAGUUUCAUUUUUGAAAUUCCUGACGGAAAGUCGACUACGGGAGCACGUAUUGGUAGGUUCCGACGUGAAAAUGGAUACUACGCGGAUCAUCACAGCAGCCAUGGUCCACGCUUUGGUAGUAAUUUCUGUAUAAAUGGACAAGCAUGGAGUUCAAAUAUGUCGAGGAAUAUUGGCAUUUCACGAAGAUGGCCUUCAAAUACUAAUACAUCAAUAUGUUGUACCUAUGGAAUUGCAUGCAAUGUUACGCGUGGAACUCUUGAGGAAUACGAGCAACCAAUGUCCAUUGAAUUCAAAAUUUUGGAUAACAUGGUUAAGCGGACGUUAUUAGAAAUUUAG
Messenger RNA from Paraglomus occultum, 1497 nucleotides. NCBI's taxonomy places the organism in Eukaryota, Fungi, Glomeromycota, Glomeromycetes, Paraglomerales, Paraglomeraceae. The record is from the annotation of a GenBank genome assembly.